Molecule: messenger RNA, 428 nt
Organism: Pteronotus mesoamericanus
Lineage: Eukaryota; Metazoa; Chordata; Mammalia; Chiroptera; Mormoopidae
Gene: XCL1
Product: X-C motif chemokine ligand 1
Exons: 3
Coding region: 1-333 (110 amino acids)
Biological process (GO): positive regulation of T cell chemotaxis; eosinophil chemotaxis; immune response
Cellular component (GO): extracellular region
Molecular function (GO): chemokine activity
Source: RefSeq, a predicted model, not a curated record
AUGCGCGCUCUCGUCCUGGCCCUCCUCGGCCUCUGCUGCCUCGCCUCCUACGUCGUGGAAGGUGUGGGGAGCGAAGUCCUGGAGCAGAAAGUCUGUAUGAGUCUCACGACCCGGCGCCUGCCGGUGAAAAACAUCAAGACCUACACCAUCCGCGAGGGGCCCAUGCGAGCAGUCAUAUUUAUCACCAAACGUGGCCUUAAAAUCUGUGCUGAUCCCCAAGUCGAUUGGGUGAAGCACGCAGUUGAAAGCAUGGACAACAGAAAAAACACGAACCAGAGCAAGCCUACGGGAGCCCAGCGGUCCACCAAGACAGCCGUGACCCUGGCUAGGUAGUGGGUUUGUCCCCUCCCAGGCCAGCCAGAUGAUUUCCUCCUUGCAGGCUCAUGGACUCAUUAAAUUAUACUCACGUUUUCUGAAAGUACUGCCUA